CAAAGUGCAAGAGGCUACAUGAUGCUCUCUAUCCCCGCUGCUGGAGUUAUUUUAAUAUUAGCUUGGAUUUAUCCAAGUUACGCACUAUAUUUCCACAUUGGAGAGACGGAGAAAAAAUGCUUCAUUGAAGAAAUCCCAGACGAGACCAUGGUUAUUGGAAAGUACAGGACCCAGCUGUGGGACAAGCAGAGCAGUUCCUUCCUCCCAUCCACCCCCGGCCUUGGAAUGCACGUUGAGAUCAAGGAUCCAGAUACAAAGAUUAUCCUUUCUCGUCAAUAUGGGUCAGACGGGCGGUUCACCUUCACCUCCCACACUCCUGGAGAACACCAGAUUUGUUUGCACUCCAACUCCACCAAGAUGGCUCUCUUUGCAGGAGGGAAACUGAGAGUCCAUCUAGAUAUUCAGGUCGGAGAACAUACCAACAACUAUCCUGAAAUUGCAGCUAAGGACAAACUCACCGAGCUGCAGCUGCGAGUCCGUCAGCUAUUGGACCAAGUGGAGCAGAUCCAGAAGGAGCAAAACUACCAGAGGUAUCGGGAGGAGCGGUUCCGCAUGACGAGCGAGAGCACCAACCAGCGUGUUCUCUGGUGGUCCAUCGCCCAGACACUCAUCCUCAUCGUCACUGGCAUUUGGCAGAUGAAGCACCUCAAAAGCUUCUUUGAGGCCAAGAAACUGGUGUAGUGUGUUUGUGAACAACGUCACAUUUAGGAAGCAACAUAAGCAUGAGUAGACAGACUUUACUGACCGGAAUGGAGAGACGUCCACCCACAGCGCAGAAACAUCCAGGAGGAGAUGUGGUCUUGAUAUUAGCCAGAAACGGUUAUCAGUCCUGGGCAAUGUGUUUUCCUUGUCAAUGUUUUAGGCUGUUGUUAUUUUUCUGUUAGCACCGAGACAGUAGCACAACAUUCCAAUUGCCUUUCUUGUCGUGUUUCUUGACAACACUGGACGUGUGAUUUUUGAUCUUCCUGUGCAAGAAGAAACUGGGACAACAUUAGUGAACUGAGAUUGGUUUUCUGUGGCCAUGCAGGAGUGAAUGACCACUGCAAUAGAAAUGUAAGAAUGAGAUUGUUAAAGCUGUUACAAGUAAUAAGUGAGUAGUGUACUGAAACCUGAUUUUAUGUAGGCCAUUUUUUGUCAUUGUUACUGUUGCACAGUUUUAUCUCCAGGUUUUAUCACUUCUAACAACAUGCUUUCAGCUGUGUUCGUCCAUUGGUUACUCAUACGCAGAUAUUAUACCGGCCUUGAUUCCUGACUUGUCCUUUUGAUAACGCUUUACUUUAACCCUGUAAACAGCAUUUAUGAGCAGUAUGUAAGACCUUAAUAAGUAUAUUAAUAUAUGAUAUUAGGCACCAGCACCACUGAGGACACUUUAAAGUGCUCAUUGAUGUCUUUAUGAACGAUUAUAAGCUCCCAGGAGGGAUUGGUAAUAAACAGAUAAUUAAUCAUCAGUAACACACCGUAACAAAGCUGUAAUGACAUGUGAAUACACACAUGAACAAACAGUGUGUUAUCAUUGACAGCCAGGUUUCAAACAGGAGUUAAUGUGUUCAGAUCUCCCAAAGACAUUACCUUCAAGCUUAGCUUUAGCUUCAAGGUUCAUUCAUGAUUUCAGACAUUGUUGUUGUCUAAUUCUGAAGUUAAGGUCCACUUGUUGAAAUGUCUUUGUAUCCUCUGACAUUUUCCAGUGUUUAUAUAUCGCUCAUCAAGGUGAAAUGGAGGGUCAAAGUCAAGCGUUACCACCCCUCUACUGACUGUAUAUACCGAAGUUUGUAGCUAGAGUACAGUUUCCUGUGCGUUUUACCACAGCUAAGUCUGUAGAUACUUGUGAUACUCGUCUAUUAACAGCAGGACUCUACUGUACGUUGCAGAUAACAGGUAUAUCUUCUAGCCUGCCCUGUUCUUUUUCUAAUGCCUUUUACACAUUGAAUGAUACACAGGUCUUACAAUUUUUCAUUCGUGUCACCAGGUGUUUAUGUUCCAUCUCUGUCAUAGAAUGUAUUUAUUGAGCAGUUGCGGCUUGUUUUAUUGCUGAGCUUGAAUCAGGUUUAUUGUAAUGUAAUGUUGUUUUCAUGACUUCUUUUUGGUUCUCUUUCUCAGUGGAACAGAUGUUUGAUACGUUUGCAGAUUCUGUUCAUUCCCAUUCAUAGUGAAGAAGUUACAGUGAGACAUUUGGUUAACAGUGUUUUCAUUUUUUACUCGCAAAGUUUGAAAUUGUCCAAUUCUCAAGAUUCAGUAUAUUUGGUGUUAAAUUUUGUUUGAAGUUGUUAAAUCGUCACACUAAAAAUAUUCACAUUUUUACUGCUGUCCUGAUGUCACCUCCAUGUUCUUAAUAAAGAAACUUUGGCCAGA
Messenger RNA from Chelmon rostratus (copperband butterflyfish), 2349 nucleotides. It is a transcript of the gene tmed4, whose product is annotated as transmembrane p24 trafficking protein 4. The record is from RefSeq and is a predicted model, not a curated record. Gene Ontology annotation, biological process: endoplasmic reticulum to Golgi vesicle-mediated transport; intracellular protein transport; positive regulation of canonical NF-kappaB signal transduction. Gene Ontology annotation, cellular component: COPII-coated ER to Golgi transport vesicle; Golgi apparatus; endoplasmic reticulum. Bases 19 to 681 code for a protein of 220 amino acids. NCBI's taxonomy places the organism in Eukaryota, Metazoa, Chordata, Actinopteri, Chaetodontiformes, Chaetodontidae. The transcript has 5 exons.